CAAUACUUCCUAUUGGCCCAUCUCGUACAAAGUGGUCUGCAUAACGAAGGCGUGGGAACACAAACAUUGGAGGAAUUGGCAAAUGCCAUACAACUUUGCCACAGAUCUUAUAGACUUUCCCUUUGCCUCAUCUGAUAAUCUCCUCAAAAUUGUGAGAGACACCCCUCUGUCUGUCUUUCUCUUCCAAGACCUAGGCAUACUGACAUUAAAAUAAAACAUAUAUAAAUUGAACAAAUUUUUCUUGGGGUAGGUUGUAACGUUUCAUUGUUGUUACAACUAACCCAGAGUCUUGUUGUUACAACUAACCCAGAGUCAUGUAGCCAUGAACUAGCUCACCUUACAGCUAACAGGCAAAACAUUAGCACUAACAACUUGCAUGGAAAAUAUGUACACAGACACACAAUAAACAUAAUACAAGUUUGAUGAGUUUAACUACAAAGCAGAAAUUCCCAUAACAAAAACAAAAAAAGUAAAAAAAGUAACUUUCUUACCUCAAAAUUGUUUUUUCCACUCUAACUUGUGCUGUGUCUGCCAGAGGGCUCUACUUUAUCACAUGUGGAAUAAGAACUAAACUGAGCAUGUGCGAAGUGAAUCAGGUUAUUUGUAACUAGUUCCUGAUUGGACAGAUUGGAAUUGUUACAACUGACCCGUGUUACAACCAUCCCCGGUCUCCCCUAAUUACACUCUAACAAGGACACAAAAUAAAGCGUAACCCUUGUUUGUUAUAUGUCCCAUUAAAUGGUUUCGUAUUUGACUUCUCAGACAUGCGCACAAGUCGGUCAUUCCACAGGUCGGACCAUUUGAGGCGGUAGUGAAACCGGUAGGAAGUCUUAUCGGUCUCGAGAGUUGAAUUAACUAUUCCAUCGCCAUGCAUCACCCCUAUAGACGUGAUCUGUUCUGUAAGAUCUGAUCUAUAUCUGAGCUCUACAAUAACUUAGGUCUUCUGACGCUGCUGAGCCAGUAAAGUUUGGCACAGAGUCGCCCGUGGAGGUAUCCACGAUUUGGUUUUUAGUUUCUGUACAUGAGUACGUGUGACUUUGUCGGAGCUUAUUUGAUUACACGUCUCGCGACGAUCAUUUGGACGGACAUCAUCUAGGUGAUAUACUAAACAGUGAUGGCAAAUGUGGUGAUGAGGCCUGCUUCCCCUUCUCCCUCCAUCUCUCUCCUGGAGAUAAAAGCAGAGACACGGUUGGUGCUGAAGUCUUUCUUGCAUCACUCUCUCUCUAUACCACAUGGAGAGCGGCCUGGAAGAAUAGGAGGAGAAUACAAAGACCCAAACAAAUACAGUGCUGCUCAAAAGGAGAAGAUGAAGAGAGAUGCAACUGAUGUAUGGGACUCUUUGGAUGAGGAUAUUAGUGCAGCAGAGGAGAAGAAGCAUGGAAUUAAAAAUCUAAUAAAAAGAAGACUGAGGCCACGUUCAUCCAUGAUCCGUCGUGCUAAGAAAGAUGCCAGCACUGACAAGACUCAAAACAACACCCUCGAGAAACAGUCAGGCCACUCAGACAAGGCGUCCACAAACGGAGCACGUAGUUUACCCAGGAAAUCUGAGGAAAAGAUAUUAUCAUUUCCAUUGUCUGCAUCUGAAGAUGAGGGUGACAGAAAGCAAGUGGACAAAAAGAAGAAAAAGAAGAAAAAAAUUCAAAUAUCUGAUAUACUCAAAAGAGUGUCAUUUAAAAAAGAAGAUCCUCGUCCUCAGCGCCCCACAACACUGCCUUUAAGAGAUCCCGCAAGAUUUCCAGAACCGGCUGAACCUGCAGUUUCACCAUCCCAUCCACCUGAAUUCUAUGAUGGUGUAGCAGAAUCUCUGGGCAGAAUUGCACAUAAACACAGUGUGAAAAAGAAAUCUCCCGUUAAACCAGAGCCUGUGCCAUGUGCGUCUAAAGACAAUAGCAAAGAGGCUGUGGUUCAACAGCUAGUUCAGAUAUUGACUUCGGAGGGGGAUGCUAUAAAUGAGAAGUUAAACACCAACCCCUUCUUUCGGUCCACCCUCUCUCGCCUUUCCUACCCAUCCUUUGCCAAACUCCUUGACACGUAUGCCAGUCAGAGUGAAGAACCACCACUUCCUGCACCGGUUAGCCCUACUCUGCGCCGCCUUGCCAUCACCAUGGAUGUGUCUCGGCGAGUCGUCACGGCAACUGGAGUUCAGCGUUUGACAGGGUAUGCUGAACGCUACAUGGAGAGCUUUGCCCCAUGGGUGAGGAGUCAAGGAGGAUGGGGUAACAUUGCACAGAUGGAUGAGGGCCCGGAGUGUGAUUGACCUCAGUCAUUGACCUUAGAACUUUUCAAUAUGAAUUUAGGAUCAUGUAGCAUGACCUCUAUGAGGAAAAGAAGAAUUGACACUACUGAUAAUGAACUUUCUC
Messenger RNA from Xyrauchen texanus (razorback sucker), 2360 nucleotides. RefSeq lists its product as uncharacterized. The transcript is spliced from 8 exons. Gene Ontology annotation, biological process: regulation of apoptotic process. Bases 1115 to 2257 code for a protein of 380 amino acids. The record is from RefSeq and is a predicted model, not a curated record. NCBI's taxonomy places the organism in Eukaryota, Metazoa, Chordata, Actinopteri, Cypriniformes, Catostomidae.